UAUAUUACAGCGAAAGCUGUGCAUGACUAACCUUCCUUAGUUAUGCCGCGUCCGGCAACAGAAAUGUGGGCCGAUCCUGGUGAUAGUGCGGAAAGGGUCCAAGCUCAAUGGCACACACCCCUGUGGGAUUGGGAACCUGUAACGCGCCCUUGAACUAUUUUCUUGUCACACGUGGGAUCCAGAGAGGUCACAGGCUGUCGGAUUUUGGAGGACGAUCCCACCGCUGGCAUACAGUUGUAGGAGUUGUCGGACGAUCUCGCCGCUGCCACCAGUAAUAAGAGUUGUAGCUCGUAGGAAGGAACUUCGGUGGACAGGACUAGACGAGCAGGACUUAUUUACAGAUAUUUACAUUAGAACAAGAGAUACAUUCGACAGUCUAGCGUGAUUCCCAAAUGGAGCACGCAAGACGAAGCAUACAGCAUACGAGCACUGUUAGGAAUGGCCUGCCGAGAUGCGGGCCUCGAAGUUUUCUCAGCCAGCUGCAGCUGCGAGCGUUGCGAGCUUUCCCGAAGAGAACCAUGGAAGCUUAUCACAAUCGCUGCGGUGUCUCAUUUCGUAGGGACCUCGAGGAGGUGCCACUUCAACACCCCCUCGGCGCCGUUGUGACCAAACGCGAUCGGCGGACCAACUAUUGUUACGGAACACGCCACCGCACACCUGGUCUGCCGUUAGCGGGGGAGUUCUCGACGGGAGGUAAUUGGCGGAACCUGCCCAUGCGCUUUUCAAGACUCAAGAUAAUGGAGAACCGACGGGUCGACUGCGUUGACUUUGGACGCUGCGAAUCGGCGGUGAAGUGCCGUUUUCCCCUCACCUAGAGAUCUAGGGAACACGGAGUGUUUAUAAGCAGCUGUUUAUCGGCUGCUAGGUGUGCUCGUCAGCGUGCUCGUAAGCUGUGUGCUGUAUGCUCGUUUUGCGUGCUCCAUUUGGGAGCCAAGCUAGACUGGCGAAUGUCUCUUGUUUAAAAUGUAAAUACCCUAAACAAACCCUGUACGCCUAGUUUUGUCCUCCCAAGUUCCUCCCUACGACCUACAACCGCUUCACCUGGUGGCAGCGGCGAGAUCGUCCGACGACUCCUACAGCGCACAGCUCACAAGCACGAUGACGAGCACACUGACGAGCACACCCUAGCAGCCGAUAAACAGCUGCUUAUAAACACUCCAUGCUCCCUAGAUCUCUAGGUGAGGGAAGCGUUCGACCAGCAUCGUAGCCGAGCCGCCUUUGAGCGGGAGGGCUUACACACACACGUACGCACUGGUUUCACUGCCCCCACCGAGGUGAGACGGGCUUCGCAGAACUCGGGGCUUACGCCUUGAAAGGAGCUUGGGGGGGGUGCCGCCAAUUACCUUCCCUCGGGAACUCCCCUGCUCACGGCAGACCAUAUCGGCGGUGGCGGGUUCAGUAACAAAGCCUGGUUCGUCGAACUCCUCUCGGCUUGUCCGCGACGGAGAAUCGCUGACGCGUCCUCCGCAAACCGUAGACUGAGUCACGCCAUUCGGCUAGAGGAUGACGGUGGCUUCCCAAAAAACGCCAGCCCUGCUGCUGCAGCUGGCUGAGAAACCUUACCUCGGCAGGCCAUUCCUAACAAGUUACACGGGUAAGAACAGAUGUUUUUCUUUUUUCAAAAAAAUGUUUCGUACAAAUUUUCGAAACUAAGUCGGAAAGGACUUGAAAAUUCUCGGCACCAACCGCGCGAACUCACUAUUGCCACUGCUCGCGCUUUCGUCGUCGUCGUCGUCGACGCCUUCCACAGGCAGCUGGCUCCGUUGCCGAUCACCGUCCCAGCGUGGAAUUCACUUUUGUUCUGUCGUCGUAAUCGUGAGGCCGUCCCUACGGGGGUAUGAGCCAUCGAUUAAAGGUGUGUGAGCCAUUCAUUGUCUUGCGUGAUGGAUACAUUUAAUAACGGAGCUAGGUGAUACGCCAGUGUGUGUGCGUACCUAUAUCGCCACGAUGACCAGAUAUUAGGACUAUAAAAAAAUGCACAACCGUUCCACUCUGUGAAGAUGGAGUGGCAGCAAAAGCGUUUGGCUUUUCGUUUGAGAGCUUUCACUGUCGAUCGUCAGCUUUCGCUGCCAUUCCAUUUUCACAGAGUGGAAUGGUUUUCUUGUCUUUAUUUUUGUUUGUUAUAUGAGUUCUCUUGUGUAGUUGACUAUGGUGAGUGCAAGAAAACAACCGGUAAAUUAUUGAGGGGAAACGCGUCACAUGAAAGAAAGAAGUAGGGCCGAAAAUAUAUAUAUAGCGUUCUCACUCUCUUCAUUUUCGCGUUCCUGAGACCUUUCUGCACCGAUCUGCAACUUUUGGUUUCAAAAAUACGCCUAUUUUAUGAAUUAUAAGAUAAAAAAACAGCGAAUGCACACACAUGCACCUUAAACUUGAAGUACGCGGACCCUUAAAUUGAACUUUAAACUCGCCCUAUUUCAACCACCCGCAGCGCGUAAACUACGCGCUCCACCGCAGCCAUAUUGGUCUUGUCUGAAAGCUCGUCUUUCCAUCGUUUCAUUGUUUUUUUUUUUUUUGGUAAGCAGCCAUGCUCACCACGCGAAAGCGAAAAAACACGGAGGAAGGAAAAAUGAAACUCGGCGCCCUUCCACUCUGUGGAGAAGGAUGACCAGCGAAGCUGUGUAUGCGGGCCCCUUAAUGCCGGUCUGCACUUUCGCCGUGGGUCGGCCCGGCAUUUCACUAUCUUCGGUGUCCGCCCACGUAUGGGGAGGUACCACGUACGCAUGCCUUGGGACCCUUCAGAUGCAAUUUACUCGUAAACUUAAGUCUUUUUAGAGCGCAGCUCUUUGGCGUCCGUUCCUGGGUUUCGCGUCGUCGUCGGCGUUGUCGUCGGCCUCGUAACCAGCUCCGCCCCCCUUUCAUCCCCCAAGCGCUAGCAGCGACCGACUGAUACUGCUGGAUGCCGCUGACGCCGCUAGAGAGUCAAGAUAACGUGACUGCAUAGAACACCGUCGCCGCCAUGCAGAAAGAGGAAGAAAGGGUCCCCCCCCCCUGUUCUUGUGUGGCGGAUAGGGUGCUCUUCAGUUGCCGACGCGCCGGUUAUUUCACGUAGGCCCCGGCACGUCGACGAACACGUGACCACCUUCCCACGGCUAGACCUGGUUCUUAGCGCUGCGGAAGCGAGGGUAUCAUAUUGUUUGUGUCGGCAUCGGCGGCGUUGUCCCUGAAACCAACUCCGCAGCUGGGGUUGACUCACUAUCGGCGUCAGCGGCAUCAGUCAGUCGCUGCUAUCUCUUCCCUCCUCCCUUUAUCGUGUUGUCCGCUUGCUGCGCGCGCUUCUGCCCCCAUCGUUUGCCGCUGGGUGUACACGCCGCCCCCCUCCCCCCUCUUCCUGCGAGUCUCCGGUUGUCAAAGCGCCGGUUCGAACUUAAUUCCUUUCUUCGCUCCUCCUCCAAUGCAACCCCUGUGCGGUGGCAAUCAGAGAGCCAGAUCGGUGGCGGCGGAUCUGUAUAUGUGCACCGCCCGAGCCGAAAUUGCCGCUGCCGUUCGCCACUGCGAAAUUAUCUGCCAGUUCUUUCUGAGCCAUGAGCGAGACGACCGAUGGAAGUCCCCCGUCUGCUGCUGCUGCUGCUGCUGCUGCUGCUGCUGCUGCUGCUGCUGCUAAACGAGCUGCCAGAGCGGAGGCCCAGCGCCGUCGCCGUCAGAAUCCAGAGGUGCGUGCCGCCGAAGCAGAAGCUUACCGUCGCCGCCGUCGAGAGCAACCAGCAGUAAGCGAGGCUGAAGCAGAAGCUCAUCGCCGCCGCCGAGAAGACCCUGCAGUUCGCGCCGCCGAAGCGGAGGCUCAUCGCCGCCGUCGAGAGCAACCAGCAGUAAGCGAGGCUGAAGCAGAAGCUCAUCGCCGCCGCCGAGAAGACCCUGCAGUUCGCGCCGCCGAAGCGGAGGCUCAUCGCCGCCGUCGAGAGCAACCAGCAGUAAGCGAGGCUGAAGCAGAAGCUCAUCGCCGCCGCCGAGAAGACCCUGCCGUUCGCACCGCCGAAGCGGAGGCUCAUCGCCGCCGUCGAGAGCAACCAGCAGUAAGCGAGGCUGAAGCAGAAGCUCAUCGCCGCCGCCGAGAAGACCCUGCCGUUCGCACCGCCGAAGCGGAGGCUCAUCGCCGCCGUCGAGAGCAACCAGCAGUAAGCGAGGCUGAAGCAGAAGCUCAUCGCCGUCGCAGAGAAGACUCUACCGUAGUGCUCUACCGUAGUACCGUAGUGCCUAGGCAGAGUCACCUAUUCAAGGAGCAAAGGCCACCAAACUUUCUCUCUUGCACCUGCUCUUACUUGCGCCUGCGCAGAAACGUCGAGCACCGCGAGAAACGCCCCGCCCCGCUGUUACAGUGUACUGUACACUGUACCGCUGUAGUACUGUGUGUACAGUGAACAGUGUAAUGCCGCCCGGACACUGCCCGAACUACAGUGUACUUAAACUGCAGCAGACGACCGACGCGAGUCCGUGCCCUGACGUCAUGUGAGCGGCGCUCGCAGCGCCCCUGUAGUUCGUUCUCAGGGCUAAUAAAAACUGCAGGAAAUGUACACUGGAUAACGACACGGCUGUCUGGUCGUGUGUUGUAAAUCAUGUAUAUGUCACCUCGAAGAACUUUGCGUGGCUCGAAGAUUUGUACACGAUAUUUGUACCUGCGCAAGCAGCCUCGCGACCACAGCAUUUCGCCAAACCGGCGGCCAAGAAUGAGAAGACGAAAAUUGCGAGGUCGCGUGCGGCUGGUAAAAGGCGUUGAACGCGCGUUCCAAAUCAGCGUUCGCGUGGGCCUCGUUCGACGCAUCGGUCAGCAAGCCUCGAAUACCUUCCCAAAGGCCAGUGACCAGGACAGACAGCACUCUUCAGACAAAGAUAAGACGGAGGGAACAUUACCCGUGGAUUCUGAGGCAGGCCCCGAGGUUGCUCAGUUUUCGGAGGAGGAGUUCAAGACAGCUGCUGACUACUUUAAGGAAGAUUUGGAAUUCCUUCAUAAAGUGAGCAGCAGCCAGCGGCUGGGCAGAACCAGCCUAGGGCGCUGCUCGCUUUACCUCAAUUUUGACCCCCUGGCACGAAGGCGUAGUGAGGGAGAUUCCGGUCAUGGACUGGGACGCGAAGUUAUGGAUCUUCGCCCAGAAGGAGGAAAAGACCUGCGUUUGCACGCCCAGUUCGUGGGUCAUCCUCUAUGGAAGAGCUGGGCCUUGAAUCAACCGGGAUUAGGCCCGGCAGUGUCAUCGCCUGGGUUCAGGCACGACUUAGGGGUACGAGGUUUCGCCGCGUCGUUUCAACGCUCCAGAGCUGGACGCGCCAUGGUGUACCUGAAAAUGUUAAGCUCAUCGUUGCCAUCAUGGCCACGGCUUCAGGAACCUUCUGGCUGACCAGGGGGAGUGAAGGAACACUCAUUUAAUUUCUGUUCCUUCACGCCAAGCUUCAUCAACGACAUACAUCAUACUACAUACAUACAUACAAAUGCAUACAUACAUUCAUCAUACAUACAAAUACACAAAGACCCCAUCUGCCGCUGCUGUCACACCUCCUGCGGAGGAGAUGGAAACCGCUACAGUGCCAGCUGACCAGGGCGAGUGAAGGAACACUCAUUUAAUUUCUGUUCCUUCACGCCAAGCUUCAUCAACGACAUACAUCAUACUACAUACAUACAUACAAAUGCAUACAUACAUUCAUCAUACAUACAAAUACACAAAGACCCCAUCUGCCGCUGCUGUCACACCUCCUGCGGAGGAGAUGGAAACCGCUACAGUGCCAGCUGACCAGGGCGAGUGAAGGAACACUCAUUUAAUUUCUGUUCCUUCACGCCAAGCUUCAUCAACGACAUACAUCAUACUACAUACAUACAUACAAAUGCAUACAUACAUUCAUCAUACAUACAAAUACACAAAGACCCCAUCUGCCGCUGCUGUCACACCUCCUGCGGAGGAGAUGGAAACCGCUACAGUGCCAGCUGACCAGGGCGAGUGAAGGAACACUCAUUUAAUUUCU
Dermacentor albipictus is the source of this 5946-nucleotide messenger RNA. Its product is annotated as eukaryotic translation initiation factor 4 gamma 3-like. NCBI's taxonomy places the organism in Eukaryota, Metazoa, Arthropoda, Arachnida, Ixodida, Ixodidae. The record is from RefSeq and is a predicted model, not a curated record. Gene Ontology annotation, molecular function: mRNA binding; protein binding; translation initiation factor activity. Gene Ontology annotation, cellular component: eukaryotic translation initiation factor 4F complex.